CCUUUAUCUAAAUUUUAUUAGGUAGUUGUUAGCUUGGAUCAGAUUUAUCUUCCAUCGACAUGGCCAUUACUUGGUUUGAAUGGUUUUGGCUGCCGGAAGGCCUUACCUGGUCAGAUUUGGAAAAAGUCGAAGGCAGUAACUAUGAAGUUAGAGAUUUUAUCGCCCAUUCUUUUUUAACUGGAGUCCUGAUGCUGAUUUUUCGAAACCACAUUGUUCUGCCCAGUGUCCUGCGGCCAUUAGGCCUACGUCUAGGGAUUCGUUCUAAGCCAUAUGACGCUCCUUCUCCAAACCCUGAGUUGGAAAUUCUCUUUAAAAUCAACAGGGCUCGGCCUCCAAGGCUGAGAAUUGUAGAAACCAGUAAAAUCAUUGGCUGGACUGAAAGGAAAGUCGAGCGAUGGCUACGACAGAAGACUUUGUCCACACAAAUGACGACCUUGGAGAAGUUUGAAGAAUGCGGCUGGCAAUGCAUAUUUUACUCGUGUUUCUCGAUCUUCGGACUCUACGCUGUAGCAUCCAAAGAAUUUUUCUGGGAACCCGAGAAAGGCUGGAAAAGUUAUCCUUUCUUUUACGUCACCCACGACCUGUGGUGGUAUUGUGUAAUUGACUGCGGGUUUUAUUUGACACAAACUUAUCUCCUGUUGGUGCAGGAUCGUCGACAUGAUUUCUACCAAAUGUUGUGUCAUCACAUCGCCUGUUUUCUGGUGGGGGUUUCCUGUAUGGCCCUACGAGCUGUCCCUCUACUGGCACUUGGAAUCUUCUUGCACGAAUUUGUUGACAUUCCUUUGUGCAUUUCCAAGAUGAUUCAGUAUGCAGGUAGGAAUGACCAAGGUGAUAUUUUCGCCAUUAUCUUCACAGUCGUAUGGGUGUGCUCCCGUAUCAUUGCAUACCCUCUCAGGGUAUUGAUACCUGCGUACAAAGCCACCCAAAUAAUCGGGACAAGCUUAUGGCUGGGGCUGUUGUGGAGCCAGAUAUGUUCCACAGUGUUCUUCGUUUUGAAUAUUUUAUGGACCUUUGAACUGGCAAAAGCCAUAAAGAGGAAACUAACUUGUUCUGCCCAUAUCACCGACGGACGUUCAUCGCAAGAGGAAAUGUCCGAGGAUGAGACCGAACGAUCACGAUUAGAAGAAACUAAGUUAAAAGGAAUUGUGAAUAGAGUUCAUGCGACGCCUGACAUCACAUGCAGGGGUUGACUGGUGCGGAAAGCUCAUCCUCUAUAUUAUUUGAAUGUAUUGUAAAUUUAAGAAGCCAUUGAAAGUGUGAAGGUGAUUGAAUCUUGAUGAUUACUAAUCGCAGCUUACUGCCUUGUAUUUUCUUAGCUCAAGUUUUAAUAUAAACUAACCUACCGGUAUAUUAGGUUUAAAUUUUCACCUACUACAAUUGUAUAGUUAUGUUCUUAAUACACAUAUUGUCAAUUUGACUUCGGUAUCUAAACUUCACAAGAUUAUUAUUUCAUGACCACUUUUUAUUGGAAUAAAUUG
Messenger RNA from Hyalella azteca, 1478 nucleotides. RefSeq names its product ceramide synthase 5-like. Bases 60 to 1190 code for a protein of 376 amino acids. Gene Ontology annotation, molecular function: sphingosine N-acyltransferase activity. Gene Ontology annotation, biological process: ceramide biosynthetic process. The transcript has a single exon. The record is from RefSeq and is a predicted model, not a curated record. Lineage: Eukaryota; Metazoa; Arthropoda; Malacostraca; Amphipoda; Hyalellidae. Gene Ontology annotation, cellular component: membrane.